Messenger RNA from Talaromyces atroroseus, 1401 nucleotides. RefSeq lists its product as hypothetical. Gene Ontology annotation, biological process: phospholipid catabolic process. Bases 1 to 1401 code for a protein of 466 amino acids. Lineage: Eukaryota; Fungi; Ascomycota; Eurotiomycetes; Eurotiales; Trichocomaceae. Gene Ontology annotation, molecular function: hydrolase activity, acting on ester bonds. The record is from RefSeq and is a predicted model, not a curated record. The transcript is spliced from 6 exons.
AUGAAGUCGUUGGCUCCUACUAUGAAGGGCCUACUGGCCAUGGCUGCCCUGGCCACCGCAAGUCCGGUCUUAUCCAACAGCUCCAAUAGCAGGAAUAACAACCAAUGGACCAACAUUAGGAAGAAUAUCAAACAUGUUGUUUACCUUAUGAUGGAGAACCAUUCAUUUGACAAUAUCGCCGGGUAUUGGAACUUCCGCGAGGACAUCGACAACUUGGCCAACCGAGAAGAGCCCUUCUGCAACCCGUAUACAAACCCAAAUUGGACUGUCUGGGGGGAGCCACUUCUUGUCUGCGCUGCUCCUCGCGCGGGAGAAGUUCCCCUUAACGACCCGGAUCACGACCUCGCAGGAACCAACUAUGAAAUCUUCCAGACGUAUUAUCCGACUGACGAGUCAGUCCCAACAAUGAUGGGCUUCGUGGACCGCGAGUCUACUCUCUACUCCUCUUCACCAGGAGAUUCUGCCUUUGUCAUCAAAUCAUACAGCCAACAAGAGACGGCAACACUAGUUGAGAUUGCUCAGAACUUUGCAUUCUGGGAUACCUACUUCGCUGAACACCCCGGUCCUACAAAUCCAAACCGCCAAUUCGCGACCUCCGGGUCUACUUGUGGAUUUGUCGAUGACACUACCCAGGCUGCAGGAUUUUGGAACAAUGUGACCGGCACUACUUGUGCCAUGUCCAUCUUUGAGUCAUUAACAAACGCCAACAUAUCCUGGAAAAACUGGGUUCAGCAAAACGCCGUCGGUAACCUCGCCACUGCUGACAAGUUCUACACUGAUCUGCAAGAGGGAACCUUGCCACAAUUCUCAUACAUCAACCCCGAGUGCUGCACAAUCGAUUCGAUGCAUCCAACUUCCAACUUAGCCGCCGGAGCCUCCAUGAUUAAGCAUCUCUACGAUGCUGUCCGCAACUCUCAGUACUGGGACAAUGUCUUGAUUAUCAUAAAUUUCGAUGAGCAUGGCGGCUUUGCUGAUCACGUUCCCCCACCGAUGAACAUUCCACCCCCAGAGGACGGCAUUAUCUUCAAUGGCUCUUCCGAGGGGUUCAACUUGACGUACACCUUCAAUCGUCUCGGUAUCCGUGUACCGGCCUUCCUGAUCUCUCCUUGGAUUCCAGCAAACACCUUGAUUCACGAUGAGGGCACUAUGUAUGCCGAUAAUUCCGCCUACACCCACACGUCUUUUCUCCAUUUCUUGCAGGAGCUCUGGGGACUUGAAGGUCUAAACAACCGUGUCCAGUGGGCUAAGACAUUUGAAUAUGUUUUCUCCAAUGAACCUCGCACAGACGCUCCUACCAACCUUUCUACUCCCAUCUGGUAUGGCGGCAGCACUGGUCCGCAACCAGAUGCAUUCUAUCUACUAAAUCAGCCGUACUCCUACUAUGCCCGUCUUGACGACUAG